Molecule: messenger RNA, 1555 nt
Organism: Tarenaya hassleriana
Lineage: Eukaryota; Viridiplantae; Streptophyta; Magnoliopsida; Brassicales; Cleomaceae
Exons: 3
Coding region: 155-1195 (346 amino acids)
Biological process (GO): protein ubiquitination
Cellular component (GO): CCR4-NOT complex
Molecular function (GO): ubiquitin-protein transferase activity
Source: RefSeq, a predicted model, not a curated record
CUUUGUCUCUCACUUAAACAAAGGGAAAAAAAAUCUCACGUUUCUCUCUCUUCCUCUCUCUGCAAAUCCCGAUUAGGGUUUUUCAGAAUCUUCAAUCUCGCGAUCCAUUCUUGUUUCCUUUUGUCUGUUUGCUCGUCAGAAUCCUCUCGAAGCCAUGAUUUCGGAUUCGAUCACCAAUGCUUCUGCAACUGCAGCCCCCAGCGGGAGGGAUUUCUGCAAGAAGAAGAGGGCCAACCGGUCGGCUAAAUUGAAGCAGUGCAAGCUUGAUGCCCGUCGUGAGCAAUGGCUUUCUCAAGUUGCUGCGAAGAAUAAGGAAUGUAAGGAGGAGAUGAACGUCAAUCGAAGAACUGGGAGUGAAAUUACUGAUGAAAUCGAGAGAGACAAAAGCCCAAUGGAGAAUUUAGAUAGGGGGCGUAGGGAAGAGGAUAAUGGUGGAACAUUCCACCAUGAGAGUUUUAUUGACUCACCUUCCAAUAGCUCCACCAGUAGUAUCCUGGAUGGUACAGAUUCAUGCCCUAAUUUCAGUGGCAGCAGCAGCAUCAGGAGCAGCAGUAGCACUAGUAGUCAAAGCGGUUGCUUUUGCUCAGGUAGUAUUACCGAGGAGGAAGAUGGGGAUGACGACGGGUGUUUGGAUGACUGGGAGGCUGUUGCUGAUGCUUUAGCCGCCAAUGACAAGCAUGAAAAAGAAAACCCUCCUGAGUUGUGCAAAGAGCAUGUGACUUUCGGGCAACCUGCUUCUACAUGGGAUCCGAUUUGUAGGUUUGCUCCAGACAAUGUUUCAGGUGUCGGUGUUAUGGUGGAUGGAAAGCAAGAUUGCCAGAAAUCGAUGUCGAGGAUGCGAAAGAGCAACCGGGCGUGGCGUCCCGAUGAUGAGCUGCGUCCUCAGAUCUUGCCUAAUUUGUCAAAGCAGCGUAGUUUUCCAGUCAUGGACAUGCAUUAUAGUUCUGUGGCAACACCAUCAUCAUGUCCCAUAUGCUAUGAGGAUCUGGACUUAACAGAUUCAAACUUUUUACCAUGUCCUUGCGGAUUCCGGCUCUGCCUUUUCUGUCACAAGACGAUAUGCGAUGGGGAUGGGCGUUGUCCUGGUUGCAGAAAACCAUAUUGUCAGGAUGCAAUCAUGGCUGAGGCUAGUGUCCAUGGAGGUGGUCUGACGAUUCGGUUGGCUCGUUCAUCUAGCAUGUUUUCCAGGUCAUAGAGAGGGAGUGCCUUUCCAUGAAUUGUCUGACUCUCUGUCUCUCUCUCUUUACCGCAUGUAUUGCAUUCUUCAUUUGUCGUAGAAUCUGGUUCUAUAGUUUAGAUGUGGGUAUAGGAUUGUCUUUUGGCACUCAGGGGACUUUGAGCUUUGGUCUAUGUCACAUUGACUCCUCUUAUUCUUCUUCUUAUUCUUGGUGUAAAGCAUGUGGUGAUGUAGAGUGGUGUGUGAAUACAUAAGGUGGUACAGAAAUUCAAACAAGUAAAGUUCCGAUAAGUUAUCUCUAUAUUCACUCAAUGUCUCCAAGGACCUCUGCUUCUCUGAAGUUAUUUAUAUACGGCUGCAUUUCCCUGUUUUAUCUCA